AUGGGGCCUUACAGUCACACGGGCAACAUACACAGCAUCGUUUUCGGUAGUGGACAAAUCGGACUGGAUCCUAGGACCAUGCAACUCGUGAGAGGCGGUGUUAAGGAACAAACACAGCAGUGCCUGGCUAACGGAGAAUUUUUGAACACUGCAACGCGUUCUCCGAAGAAUUCAUCUAGCAAUAUCACACUUCUAACCGAGAUGGCUAACUUCGGUCUCGUCAGCCGAGUCUACGGACAGUUUUUCUCAGACACUUUUGCUGGCCACCAGGGCACAGAAAGGGGCUCUCCUCGAAAUGAAACAGACAAUGGCGUUGCCCCGGCUCGGGCUGCCUCUGCGACCCGAGAGCUGUCAAUGCGCGCUCUUAUUGUGAUAAAUGCAGCCAAUGUAACUAACAGUGCUACUCGUUGACCAAACUUGGGAGUCCUGUUCAGUUUUUCCCGCUUGUUAAAGUGGCUGCGUGCUUUGUCGUUGCUUGCCGUGUUGUGUGCCGCAGCGUUGGGAUGCUGGUAUGUAGAACGCUCCAUGGGCUCAUACACAGCGUGUCUGACCAUCACCGGUGAGUUCGAUCAAAGAUGAAUUAGAAGAAGUCCGAAUAGACCAUGUAGUGCAAAUUACAGGAAAGGUCCUACAUUUCUCCUAUCGAUGCUGCCCUACACGCUGCCGGUGCAGUGUUCACAAGGCGACGCUGCUCGCCUGCUCGAACUGUCAGGACAGUUUUGCUUUCCUCGGCACCAUAACCAGAGCGAAGAGUGUGUUAAGGAAGUGCAUGGUGAUACGGUUUUUUCGGUGCCAGCUUUCUCGUGAUACUAGUCGUGGGAGGGACAUUCCACGGCCCACGAUGUGUUACGAUGCGGGUAUCCUACGUCAGUCGAAUACGCACAGUGCUGGAAUCAGCAAAUGACUGCAGUGUGGACUGGAACUGUUCAGAAUACUGUCCAGGGUUCGGUGAUACGUAUGGCAGACUCUGGCUGGCACAUACCACUUGUGUUUUUCCAUCGAAGGGCCCCAAUAAACUAGUGGGCCAGAGAGAAUCAGUGGCUAGUUCCGUUCGGAAACAUUCGGGUGUGAGCUUGGUUGGGGGGCCUCGCGAAACUAGUAGAUGCUAUCCCCCUUGAUGACAGACGAAUGUGGUAGGGGCUGCUUAGACAGUCCCACUGCUAAAACAG
Toxoplasma gondii ME49 is the source of this 1169-nucleotide messenger RNA. RefSeq names its product endoribonuclease L-PSP protein. NCBI's taxonomy places the organism in Eukaryota, Apicomplexa, Conoidasida, Eucoccidiorida, Sarcocystidae. Gene Ontology annotation, cellular component: cytosol. The coding region runs from base 1 to 411 and encodes 136 amino acids. The transcript has 2 exons. Gene Ontology annotation, molecular function: deaminase activity. The record is from RefSeq and is a predicted model, not a curated record.